AUGGGUGAGAUUAGGGGUGGGAAUACGGGCAUCCAUGGAUACCCGUCCUGCAAAAACCGGGUACCCAAAUCCGAAAAUCAUCUAAAUGUCUAUCCAAAAUCCGACCCGAUAUAUGUUCGGUUCAUCAUUCUCCACCACGGAGCGUCGGCGGGGCCUUUCUACCGUGUGUGGCUCUUCGUCUUCGUCCUCUUCUUCAUCUUCACCUUCGCCUUCACCCUCCUCACCACCAGGGACGCCGUCGGCCUAGAAUUCCAAAUCCAGCCUCCCAGCUCCGUCUUCGACGCGCUUCUCCACUACGCCGCCCUCAACGCCUCCUCCAUCGGCCGCAUGUCCGCCGAUGAGCUGAACAUCGUCGCCGCCGUGCUCCGCCGCUGCGCCAACUCCUGCAACCUCCUCGUCUUCGGGCUUAGCCACGAAACCCUACUGUGGAAUUCCUUCAACCACAACGGCCGCACCGUGUUCUCGCACGUAUUAGUGACGGAUUAG
Messenger RNA from Salvia splendens (bonfire salvia), 486 nucleotides. RefSeq names its product protein IRREGULAR XYLEM 15-like. Gene Ontology annotation, biological process: xylan biosynthetic process. The record is from RefSeq and is a predicted model, not a curated record. NCBI's taxonomy places the organism in Eukaryota, Viridiplantae, Streptophyta, Magnoliopsida, Lamiales, Lamiaceae. The transcript is spliced from 2 exons. Bases 1 to 486 code for a protein of 161 amino acids.